Messenger RNA from Ambispora leptoticha, 1356 nucleotides. Lineage: Eukaryota; Fungi; Glomeromycota; Glomeromycetes; Archaeosporales; Ambisporaceae. The record is from the annotation of a GenBank genome assembly.
AUGAAGGACACUAAUUACUACGAUCUAUUAGGCGUCGAACCAAGCGCCUCGGACAAUGAAAUUAAAAAGGCCUACCGCAAAUUACAAAUGCUCACAAGACCGACACGAGUAUUGAAAUUCUCAAAGAAUGGUGUUGAUGAGAAAAAGCAAAAGCCUCCAUUUCCGGCUUACCGAGCGUUAGAUGGACUAUACGCCAUGAAAUUUCAUCCAGAUAAAAACCCGGAACAAAACGCUGCAGACAAAUUCAAAGAAAUUAGCCAUGCGUACGACAUUUUAAGUGAUCCUGAGAAACGUGGAUUGUACGAUCAAUAUGGGGAAGAGGGACUAUCAGGCGUUGGUGAUGGUGGUGGGAUGUCACCUGAAGAUAUCUUUGCUAGCUUUUUCAAUUUUGCCUCGGGAACUGGUGGAUUUCCGGGUGGCGCUAAAUCGAGACAAAGGCGCGGUGAAGAUAUUGUAAAACCAUUUCAUGUGACAUUAGAGGAUUUGUACAAUGGAAAAACUGCGAAAAUUUCUUUGCAGAAAGAUGUCGUCUGUCCUCUUUGUCACGGCAAAGGAGGUAAAACUGGAGCUAGGAAAAAAUGUCAUAGCUGUGAUGGAAGAGGUGUAAAAGUUAUAAUGCGUCAGAUUGGACCUGGAAUGAUUCAAAGAAUGCAGGCGGUUUGUCCGAAUUGUGAUGGUGAGGGAGAAGUGAUAAAAGAAAAAGACAAAUGUAAAAAGUGUAAGGGAACAAAGGUUAUAAAAGAAAAGAAAGUUUUGGAGAUCUUCAUAGAGAAGGGUAUGCAAGAUGGUCAACGAAUUAUUAUGCCAGGAGAAGCCGAUCAAGAGCCAGGCGUCGAAACCGGGGACGUAAUUCUUAUUCUGAAACAGAAACCUCAUUCCACAUUUGAACGUCAAGGCAAUGAUUUAAAGACCAAAGUAACAAUCUCCCUAACAGAAGCUCUUUGCGGCUUCUCCAAAGUGCUCUUAAAACACCUGGAUAAACGUGGAUUGGUAGUAACUCAACCAGCCGGCGAAGUUAUUAAACCUAAUGAAAUUAAAUGCGUAAUGAAUGAAGGAAUGCCGACAUAUAAACGCCCGUUUGACAAAGGAAACCUUUUCAUUGAAUUCAUUAUUGAAUUUCCAAAUUCAAUGUGGAUUACCCCCGAUAAUUUGAAGGUCCUCGAGUCUUUAUUACCCGAAAGACUACCAGAAGAAAAACGAAAGUCUAAUGAUAUCUUAGAUGAAGUACAAUUAAUAGAGAGUGAUUUAUCUCAGUAUGGUAAUAAAAGUGGAAAAUCUGGUAAUGUAUGGGACGAAGAAGAGGACAAUAUUGAUGAUAGUGAUGAAGAGAAUGCCAUAAAUUGCAAUCAACAAUAA